Molecule: messenger RNA, 759 nt
Organism: Prunus armeniaca (apricot)
Lineage: Eukaryota; Viridiplantae; Streptophyta; Magnoliopsida; Rosales; Rosaceae
Source: the annotation of a GenBank genome assembly
AUGGCUUCCAAGAGAGUCCUGUCCGAGUUUAUUGAUGUCGGAAAGGGAAAUGGUUGCGGCUAUGGUGAUGGGCAGGGUGGUGGUGAAGUUCGGGAUCAGACUCUGGGGAUUGAAGGAGGUGAACCCGAGCAAGGGGACAAUGAGCCGAGGAGGGAGAUUGAAAAUGUAGGAGGUGGAGAGAGAAUAGAUGAGGACCAGCAGGAGGGGGAAGUUGUUGAAGAGACACCUGAAGUGGAUGCAGAACCUGAGAAUGCUUGUUAUGUACAAGAAAAGACAAAUAAGGACCAUGGACAUGAUGGAUUAGACCAAGGAGAUGAGGAAGGUAUAAGGGUGUCUAAGGAGAAUGAAGACAAAAGUGACGAUGAAGAACAAAGGCAACCAGAAGCAAACGAGGUACCUGCAAAUGGCACUGUUGUGUCCGAAUCUGAGGAGUUAGAUACUGGGUCUCCUCUAGUGCGGAAGAAGCGUUUCAAGAGAAAAGCUCAAAAGGCAGAACAGCCUCAGAAUUUAGCUUCAUUAAGGACAGUGCCUUCUCCAUCAAGGGAAUCAUCCUCUUGUCAAACAAGUUUUGUGGAGGAUUCUAAAAAGCAAAAUGAGAAAGCUAAAACCUUUUCCAAGAAGGAAAUAGAAGAUCACGAAUUUACAAGAAACUUGGUACUUCCCAAUGGGAAGCGCAAGAAAUUAAACUGGACAGGUGAAGAGGUAGAAAUGUUAAAGUAUCAUCUAAUCCCUGCCGAGAGUAUGUUGAUGCCUAACUGA